UAUUGACACGGUCAACAUGAAUGCAUCUCUGUCUUGUUCAACGAAUGGUUAAAUGCCUUGGCUAAUUUGGAGCAGCUGGAGCAUGUGCUGCUAAUUCCAGCCUGAAUGGAGCGUUAUCUCUUUGCUCAGUGUCAUGCUCCACAAGUCUCUCAGAAACAGAGACCUUUUAUGUUGUCUCCCUUUUACUGGAUCUUUCCAACAAACACCAGCUGCAAACUGGUCUUACUCAUGGUUGUUAAACAAAAAAGCAAUGAUUAAAAAAAAAAAAAUACUACAACCAGAACAAUAUUGUUGCAGUUGCAUUUGGCCAGCAAGUUAAUAAACUGAUAGAGCUAAUCGUUUGGGAUGUCUUAGGGGAAGUCAGUGAUUCAGACAUUCGGGGAUUAAAAAAUUAAAUAAUGGCUCAGAGCGUCUGGGUUUGCUCAGUGAAACUCUUAGAUACAAUCUCAUGACUCCUGGUGAAUCAAUUAAGGCUGGAUUAGAAGGUGUGGCCCUGCAGAAAACGCAGAGCUGUAGGGAAACGGUUCGCUCUGAAGACAAAUACUCCUACACAAAAACUGAACAAUGUCAAAUACACAAGUGCCUGUUGCGACAAUCGGCCCGUUAGGAGACAACCCGGUUCAGAUUGCCUGUCCUAAGUGCCAUCAGACAGUCCUGUCAAAGGUGGAAUACUCGUCUGGUCUGCUCACCUACCUCUUCUGUGGAGGACUCUUCCUCUGUGGCUUUGUUUUAGGUUGCUGCCUCAUCCCGUUCUGUGUGAACCGCCUGAAAGAUGCCAAGCACAGCUGUCCUACCUGCAAGACUGUACUCGGAGUUUAUAAACGCUUAUAACUGAUUUUUACAGCUUUAACAAUCGGUUAAUUAAUCAGUGAAGUCAUCUAGAGAGAGAGUAACUCUGCAACUUUUCAGAUGAAUAACUCAGCAUUUUAGCCAAUUUUGAAUAUAAAAUACAAUUAUUGUUUUUAAAUAUAAAAUACAAUAUUUGUUUUCAUGCUCCAUGCAAAUUUGUGAAUUUGAUACUUCUUUUCGUCCUACAUGAUAGCUUACUGCCUACAGCUCUGCAGAAUUAUGCUUUCUUUUUCUUUUUUAUUUAUUAAUGUUUUCUGAUUUUCCACAAAGUUUGAGAGAUAGCUGAACAGAGUACAAACUGCAUGUAAUGCGGUUGAGUGUUGAUUUGCUCCUUUUUAAUUCAGGUCAUUUUCCUUUUUCCCAGUGUGUAAGUCUUUUUUUUUCUCCAGCCACUAAUUUCUAACUUAGUAGUAACUAAACUACAAGGAUACAAGAAUUUAUAUCACUGCAGUACAAUUCUUUCUGCCUUGGAUUAUAAAUAAACUGAGACCAAUAAAUGA
Messenger RNA from Melanotaenia boesemani (Boeseman's rainbowfish), 1349 nucleotides. Its product is annotated as lipopolysaccharide-induced tumor necrosis factor-alpha factor homolog. NCBI's taxonomy places the organism in Eukaryota, Metazoa, Chordata, Actinopteri, Atheriniformes, Melanotaeniidae. The transcript has 4 exons. Gene Ontology annotation, molecular function: zinc ion binding. The record is from RefSeq and is a predicted model, not a curated record. Bases 565 to 831 code for a protein of 88 amino acids.